Messenger RNA from Protopterus annectens (West African lungfish), 1815 nucleotides. RefSeq names its product interferon-inducible GTPase 5-like. Gene Ontology annotation, molecular function: GTPase activity; GTP binding. The transcript has a single exon. Gene Ontology annotation, cellular component: membrane. NCBI's taxonomy places the organism in Eukaryota, Metazoa, Chordata, Ceratodontiformes, Protopteridae. The coding region runs from base 110 to 1276 and encodes 388 amino acids. The record is from RefSeq and is a predicted model, not a curated record.
CAACAGGAGAAUAAAUAUGUGAGGUGUCUAACUUUGUACUUUUAUCUAAACUGGAGGAAUGUAGCAUCAGGAAAUUAAACUAAACAGAUUACUUACUGCUUGUCAGAAGAUGGCUUCCAGUGUUCCAGCGAUAAAUGAAAAAAUGGUAAAGGAACUGAAUCCUGUUUUUCAAACCAGUGGCACAACUGGUGUUAUAAAUCAUUUAGAAAAGAAACUGAAAUGCUUUCAGAACACUGCAGUAGAUAUUGCUGUGACUGGUGAAUCAGGGACAGGGAAGUCUAGCUUGAUCAAUGCACUGCUUGCAGUUCUCGACACUGACCAAUCUGCAGCUCCAGUGGAUGUAAAGGAAACCACAUUGAGGCCUGUAGCUUACAAACAUAAGAAGUUCCCUAAUGUUGUCUUUUGGGAUCUUCCCGGAAUCGGAACACUUAACUUUCCUGCCUGUGACUACCUUGAAAGGCUGGGCAUUCUGAGAUUUGAUUUUUUUCUCAUAUGUGGAAUACGUUUUACUGAGAAUGAUGCAGCUUUGGCAAAGGUGAUCCUUAUUGCAGGUAAGAAGUUCUUUUUUGUUCGCAUGAAGGUUGACACAGACAUUGAGUACUAUAAAAGACUAGGGCGGCAGGAAGAAACAGCACUGGAGGUAAUUCAGAAGGACUGUGCAGACAAACUGGAGGCGGUUGGAAUGCAUUCUUCUGGUCUUUUUCUUGUGUCCAGCUGGUUUCCUCAUAAAUAUGAUUUUGCUAGAUUAUAUGAAACUCUGCAGAAUGAGCUGCCAAAGGUAAAAAGGCAGGCUUUCCUACUGACACUGUCCAACAUAGCUUGCUCCAUCAUUGAAAUAAAAGUCAGAUACUUAAAGAGGCGGGUUUGGAGAGCAGCCUUGCUGUCCUGUUUGGGGUCUGCUGUCCCUCUCCCUCUGGUCUCUGUGAUUUGUAAUGCAAAAAUAUUGGCAAGAGAAGUGGACUUCUAUUAUCAGCAGUUAGGCUUGGAUGACGAUUCUCUGAGUUAUCUUGCUAGCCGAUACCAAAAGCCUUUGUAUAGCCUUAAAGGUGAACUCCAUCAUCGGUAUAUGGUGACAGAAGAUGACCUUGUGGAAAGGAUGGCGAGUGUAGCAGGUGAAAAAAGAGUAGUUGCAUACACUGUACUCAGCUGCCUUCCAUUUUUGGGAUCAGUCCCUUCUGUUGCCUUAUCUUUUGAAAUUGUAUCCAGGAUGUUGCACCAACUAUUGGAUGAGCUUGAGGAGGACAGCAAACGGGUACUGAAGAGUGCUGUAAGCUGAAAUGAGAAAACAUAUGCUCAGUAGUCAUGACAGAAUAUGGGAAACCAAACUUUUUUCAGAUUCAGCUGUUUGUUUGGAUACCUUUCCUUGUCUGCUAAGCCAUCAACAAAAUGACCUACCCAGUAACAUCUGCAACAGCAUUCUUCCAAGACUGAUAAGGCUGAGUCAGUCCUGUGUAAAAAAGAAAACGGAAUGCAAGUGACCUUUUCAGUGGUGAUUGGCCUGUAAAAGAUUGUUAUCAGGAUAUGAGACACAAAAAUCAUACUUUAGUACACUCCAAGGCUCUUCUGUAGAGAUGACUAAUUGGAAAUUCACAUUUACUAAAAACAGCUUUCCUUUCCAAAUGCUUUGGGAGAGUAUGGAACUAUCCUAAGAAUGAGUUGUUCCUUCUUCCCCAGGAUUUUAGGAUUUCUGAUGGACCCCAAUUAUCUUUUAGCCUGGAAAACUACAGUGUCAUUUCAUCUGUCCUUGAUUUUGCAGAAUGUUCUGGUUUUCAUUCAUAUUUUUAUACUGUUGAUUUAUGCUUCUUCUUAUUAAGA